AUGUCCAAAUGUAAAGCCAAAGAAUUGUCUUCGGAUUUUUUAUCUUCGAGUUCAUCAUCUUCGGGCUUAUCAUCUUUGAGUUCGUUGUUUUUGUCUCCUUUUGAAAGUGCUGAAGAAUUUGCUGAAGAAUACUUACUGAUUUUGAUAUUCCGUCAGCAUUCUUUUGAUGAUCCGGAUUCAGAUGAUAACAAUGACGACCAGAAUGCUGCAGAAAUAGAUGCUGUUAGUGUCUCUAAAAAAAAAUGUAAAUCAGCAGAGACUAUACUUCUACCACCGUCUUUAAACUUUGAACUGCUUGUUCACCAAA
This is a messenger RNA of Racocetra persica, 307 nucleotides long. NCBI's taxonomy places the organism in Eukaryota, Fungi, Glomeromycota, Glomeromycetes, Diversisporales, Gigasporaceae. The record is from the annotation of a GenBank genome assembly.